Molecule: messenger RNA, 2320 nt
Organism: Notechis scutatus (mainland tiger snake)
Lineage: Eukaryota; Metazoa; Chordata; Lepidosauria; Squamata; Elapidae
Source: RefSeq, a predicted model, not a curated record
GUGUAGUACAAAAUGCCAACCAUUGUCACCUUAAUCUUUCUGCUUUUAAGCAUUGCAAUUAUUGUUACUAUAACUCUUGUUCAGGUGAAUCGGGAACAGAUCCUUUCUCCGGGUCUAAAGUAUGGAAUAGUGCUUGAUGCUGGUUCAUCUCGGACAACAGUCUAUGUAUAUGAAUGGCCAGCAGAAAAAGAAAAUAAUACUGGAGUAGUAAGUCAAACCUUCAAGUGUGAUGUGAAAGGUCCUGGAAUAUCCAGCUAUGGCAGUAACCCUCAAGAAAUUUCUAUGCCCAUCAACAAUUGUAUGAAUAAAGUAAAGGAGAAAAUUCCUUUUCAUUUGCACAAAAGUGUACCUGUCUACUUGGGAGCCACAGCUGGUAUGAGACUUCUGAGGUUGCAAAAUGAAUCAGCAGCCAAUGAAGUGCUUCAGAACAUUCAGACUUAUUUCAUGUCACAGCCCUUUGAAUUUAAGGGUGCUCAAAUCAUAACUGGUCAAGAGGAAGGAGUAUAUGGAUGGAUUACAGCCAACUAUUUAAAAGGCAAUUUCUUGGAGAAAAACCUUUGGAGUCCCUGGGUCCAUCCCCAUGGAGUUGAGACUAUAGGUGCACUGGAUCUAGGAGGGGCUUCCACUCAGAUAUCAUUUAUCCCUGAGGAAACCAUACAUACCCUCAACAGUACACUACAGGUGCAGCUGUUUGGUUAUCAAUACAGUGUGUACACCUACAGCUUCCAAUGUUAUGGGAGAGAUGAAGCGGAGAAAAAACUGCUAGCUUCAAUUCUGCAGGAUUCAAAUAAUAAAUCCUGGAUAAAAAAUCCAUGCUAUCCUCAGAGUUAUAGAACUGUUCUGACAAUGAAACAUUUAUAUGGAAGCCUUUGCACAGCAUUUCUAAAACCAGUGAACUACAGUCCAAGCCAGUAUGUAGACAUCAUAGGAACAGGGGAUCCAGUCUUUUGCAGGGAGGCAGUGUCAACGUUAUUUGAUUUCAAAUCUUGUAGAGAUAGAGAAGACUGUUCAUUCAAUGGAAUCUACCGGCCAAAAGUUAAAGGGAAUUUCGUGGCCUUUUCUGGAUUUUACUACACAGUCAAUGCUCUGAAUUUAACUGGACAAUUUUCACUGGCUGAGUUCAAUUCUAGUAUGUGGACUUUCUGUUCACAGGAUUGGAAUCAGUUGCCAUUUAUGCUCUCUAAAUUUGAGGAAACAUAUGCAAGAUCUUACUGCUUUUCAGCAAACUAUAUCUACCAUUUACUUGUACAUGGCUAUAAGUUCAAUGCUGACAACUGGCCUCAGAUUCAUUUUCAAAAAGAAGUUGAUAACAGCAGCAUUGCCUGGUCACUGGGCUAUAUGCUUAGCCUCACCAAUAUGAUCCCAGCAGAAAGCAAUAGGAUUUGGUUACCUAUGAAUCCUUCUCUGUUUGCUGGAUUGCUACUCUUCUUCACAGCAGUGGCAUUACUGUGUCUGAUUUUCCUGGUGUAUUCAUAUGUUCGGUCUCACAUGCAAAAGAACACUUGUCAAGUUGAACAUGUGUUUGCCAUAGAAUAAAAUAAGUUCAAAAAAGAGACCAGAACUUUCACUAAUUAUGUAAAAAGCACGGGGGGAGACCCACAGUACCUAUAAGAAAGAAUCACAUUAUGAGGACCUCAAUCUAUUUUAGUCUCAUCUAGAACAUUGAUGGAGUUCAGGAUUUAAUUGUAUAUAUGCAGAUAUAAAAAUAAUAAAUCAAGCAGUCCUAAUAUGCAAGGGACAAAGGACUAUCAGAAGGAGAUAGUUUUAAUUUACCCAAUAACUAAAUAGCCUUUACCCCUUUUGAUGGGAGGGGGAAAAUCACCUAAAGUAAAUUAGUCAGGCUUGUUUGUAUUUCUGAUCAGGAUGAUUAAAGAAUAAUUUGAGAAAUGACCUUUUACAAAAUUCAUGAAGUGGGAAUUGGUAAUUCACUAUAGUAAUUAAUGAUAAGAUUAUAAUAUGAAAUGCAAAAAACUAAUUUCAUAUAUGCAAAAGGAAUGUGACAAGAAUCAAAGUACAUAGUUAUUAGAAAAAUAUGUUCCAACUUUACUGGAAAAAUAAUUCCUACAUAUUUAGAUUCAUUGGGAAGGAAAGAUUCACAAUCGGGAAACAGCUUAAAAAAUGAUAGAGUUCUAGUAUCUCUAAAAUAUUGUUGCCAACUGAUUGAUGUGCCAGUGAUAGAAUUCAUGCAUUAUGUUUGCAUGAAGUCAAUAAACUCAGUACAAAAUCUCCUCUCUAAUGCAAGGCAUACAAUGUUCAAUGUUCCCAACCCAUCAGUUUGAUUGCAAGUCUGAAACACUCAGGUAGUCUCCCAAAUCUUUCC